This is a messenger RNA of Rubroshorea leprosula, 1081 nucleotides long. Lineage: Eukaryota; Viridiplantae; Streptophyta; Magnoliopsida; Malvales; Dipterocarpaceae. The record is from the annotation of a GenBank genome assembly.
CAUUCUCCCCUUUCCAUUCCCCCCCCUGCAAAAAUGAAGAGAAGGGUCGUCUCUCCCAUGGCUCCUCUUCUCUUCAUUGCAGCUUUAAUGGCUGCUUCAUGUUCUUCCUCCGAAGCAGCUUCAAAAGUCUCCUUCGAAGAGAAUUUCAGUAUGAUGUGCAAAGACAGCCAUUUCAAAACCUCCGAAGAUGGGCAGAUCUGGUACCUCUCCUUGGACAAAGAAACAGGUUGCGGAUUUCAAACCAAACAGAGAUACCGAUUUGGUUGGUUUAGCAUGAAACUAAAAUUGGUCGGAGGCGACUCUGCCGGCGUGGUGACAGCCUACUAUAUGUGCUCGGAGAAUGGGGCAGGGCCAGAGAGAGACGAGCUGGAUUUUGAGUUCUUGGGGAACAGGACAGGACAGCCCUAUUUGAUCCAAACAAAUAUUUACAAGAAUGGAACUGGAAAUCGCGAAAUGAGGCACAUGCUUUGGUUCGACCCCACAGAGGAAUAUCACACUUAUUCCAUCCUCUGGAACAACCACCAGAUCCUGUUUUUCGUGGAUCAAGUUCCAAUCAGGGUGUACAAGAACAACGGUGAAGCAAACAAUUUCUUCCCUAAUGAAAAGCCCAUGUAUUUAUUUUCCAGCAUAUGGAAUGCAGAUGACUGGGCCACGAGAGGUGGGCUGGAGAAAACGGACUGGCAAAAGGCCCCAUUUGUGUCGUCUUACAAGGACUUCAACAUCGACGCCUGCCAGUGGGAGGAUCCAUACCCUGCGUGCGUUUCCACCACAACAAAAAAUUGGUGGGACCAAUAUAACGCGUGGCAUUUAUCGAGCACUCAGAAGAACGAUUAUGCUUGGGUGCAGAGAAACCUUGUUGUCUAUGAUUAUUGCAAGGAUUAUCAACGCUUCCAAACAAUGCCUGAGGAGUGUUCGUUGAGUCCAUGGGACUGACAAUUUUAUUUUUUUCUCAGUUUUGAUACUUAAUAUAUUUUGAAUCCAGUGAUUCAGUGGGAUCAAAGAAAAUGUUUGUUAUUUUUUCUUCAUUUGUAAUAUUUGAUUAUUGUAUUGAAUGUUUAUUUAAUUAAUUUAUCACGUAUUU